AAAAGUCUGCUAGGUAGGUUAUUUAUCUCCCUGCCUAAAAGGUGUUAUUAUUUGGCGAGAAGGCACAACUGGAAGAUGAAGUCAGUAUAAAUAAGCAAAUAGCCCAGUGCUUUGAGCGGAGUACAUGAGAGUGCUGGGAAACGCGGCUCCAAUCACUACCGCUGUUCCUGGCUCAAUUUCCCUGGCUGACGUCAGCUGACUGCCUUGGCUCUCUCCACUCUCCGCUCCUCCGGACACAGCGCCGAGUAAAAAUGCUGCUCUCUGUGUCGCCAAGGACAGGAAUCAACCCUUACAACAGCUACAACGGCAAAAACACCAAGAAGGUAAAUAACGACACCACCGGCCACUUCUAUCGCGUCUUUCUCAAACAGACAUAUGUGUCCCCGUCCAAUCAUCAGAUGGCUCCCCCAAGCCCCAACAGCAACACCACCACAAUUAGCAAUGGCAGCAGUAACAGCAGCAGCGGGGGAGAGCAGCUGAGCAAAACCAACCUUUAUAUCCGUGGCCUCCACCCAGGAACCACAGACCAGGAUCUGGUCAAACUCUGUCAGCCGUAUGGGAAAAUUGUGUCCACGAAGGCCAUCUUGGACAAGACUACCAACAAAUGCAAAGGCUAUGGCUUUGUCGACUUUGAUAGCCCAGCCUCUGCUCAGAAGGCAGUGACGGCACUGAAGGCUGGCGGAGUGCAGGCUCAGAUGGCCAAGCAACAGGAACAAGACCCCACCAACCUGUACAUCUCUAACUUGCCGCCGUCAAUGGACGAGCAGGAGCUGGAGAACAUGCUGAAGCCCUUCAGUCAGGCCAUUUCCACACGCAUCCUCCGUGACGCCAAUGGAACCAGUCGAGGAGUGGGCUUUGCCAGGAUGGAGUCGACAGAAAAAUGUGAGGCCAUCAUCCAGCAUUUCAAUGGGAAAUAUAUCAAGACUCCACCUGGAGUUCAAGCACCGUCAGAACCCUUGCUGUGUAAAUUUGCUGAUGGAGGCCAGAAGAAGCGCCAGAGCCAGGGGAAAUAUCUGCAGAACGGUCGGCCCUGGACAAGAGAUGGAGAGACUGGAGGAAUGACCCUCACCUAUGACCCAACCACAGCCUUACAGAAUGGGUUUUACUCCUCUCCCUAUAGCAUUACCCCCAAUCGGAUGAUUGGACCAACCUCCCUUUCCCCAUAUAUGCAUCCACCUGUGUCCACCUAUCAGGUACACAACCCGUCCUGGCUACAUCACCAGUCAUACAUAAUGCCACCCACAGGAGCUGUCCUGACACCUGGGAUGGACCACACCAUGUCCAUCCAGCCAGCAUCAAUGAUGGGGCCUCUAACACAGCAGCUCAGUCACCUCUCUAUGGGCAGCAGUGGUACAUAUAUGCCUGCAAACACAUCUAUGCAGGGGACCUACAUACCCCAGUACACCCAAGUGCCUGCCACCAACAUCUCAGUUGAGGAAAGUGCCGUCCAACAACCUGUUGCCAUAGAGACACCAACAGAGCAUGCAACCUACUCUUACCAGCAUAACAAGUAAAGAGAUCUUCAUCUGGGGCCCGACUGACUCUUGAGGGGUCCCAAGAGCUGAGAUUCCCUGUGUGAAGAACUAGACACUCCAGGAACACAAACUGUUCCACACAAAGGACAAAAACAAAGAUAUUUUCUAUGAACUCAGAUUUUAAAACAAACUCUUUUACUUCAGACAAGCAAAGCUGGAGGACAGCAGACGGUGGGGAAAUGGAAGAAUGGAACAAUGAGCAUCUAUUUUGAUAACGGUCAAGAAAAGUUCAAAAAGCUGUUAAAUGUGUCGUGUAUGACCAUUGAUCAUAUUCUUUUUUUCUCUCUUCAAAACACUACUCCGGGGGGCAAGGAUGAAACCAGGAAAAGAACAUUUCAACACCAUGUUUUAGGUCAUGUUCUGCUUUUGUAAGAUAUGCAGUUUUUGUUUUUUUACAUUUUUCUCCUUUUUGACUGAUGCUUUCAGACUUGAACCUGCCUUUUUGUAAAUAGUUCUUUGGUUAUUUUUUUGUGUGUUUCUAGCCUCGUCCAAUUGAUUGAUUGGUGCAAAUAUUCGGAAGCAGAAAAACUGAAGUCCUUUUUAGAAAAAGCUGAUGUUGUAAGACUGAUAUGGUGCUGACAUCGAUUAGCUUCUUUCUCUCACAAAGGCAGCAAGUUUGUCAGGUAUGAAACCUUACCUGAAGCAGUCUCACUUAAGUUUUUUGGCACUUAAAUUUAUUUAAAAGAAAAAAAAAGUUUAGUUCCAACAAUCUCAACAAAGCUGCAGACAAUCAGAAGAUUACACAGAAGAGAACAUUUUAAGCUGAUGUUCGUUGCCGAAAUAUUUCAGAGCGGACUACUUUAAAAGAGAUGAAUAGAUUUAAAGCAUUCCAGUUGUUGUUGUUACCCGAGAGUUUUAAAUAUUGAUUCACUUUGAGCUGCUUCACGUGAUGAAAUCCAAAGUUGUUUAACAGGGAUCACAUCUCACUCAGAGCUGCCUGUAAAUAGAUUGAAAUGUAUUCACACUUUCGCUCGACUUCCUUGAUACAUGUGAUGUAAUGUGUCAGUGCCCCUCCCUUUUUUUUUUUUUUUUUUUUUUU
This is a messenger RNA of Maylandia zebra (zebra mbuna), 2574 nucleotides long. RefSeq names its product RNA binding motif, single stranded interacting protein 2b (gene rbms2b). The record is from RefSeq and is a predicted model, not a curated record. Gene Ontology annotation, molecular function: RNA binding. NCBI's taxonomy places the organism in Eukaryota, Metazoa, Chordata, Actinopteri, Cichliformes, Cichlidae.